CCAGUCCUCCUCCGGGGCGCGGGGAGGCUGCCGGCUCUGCCUCCGGACCCGUCGCUUCCUCGGUUCGGGAGGGCGAGUGGGUUCCGUUAGUCUCCGGGAAUGGCGGCGGGUUGGACUGGGCCCCAGAAAAGCACUUGCACAUUCGCCGAUCUGCUCGUGUGCCCGUGGUCCUCACGCCUCAAACACGUGAACACAUCCGCGUGCGCUGCGCCGUGCUCCGGCUGGGGCGGUGAAGGCGGACCACCUCUUUCCCUGAGCCCAGCACACACCACGAAGCCAACCCUCACUGUUGUAGGCCUUGGGGAUACAGCAGUGGUCGAACAUGAAUCCUUGCAGUCCUGGAACUUCUAGUGGAGUAGUAGUACACACUCUUCCUGCAUACCUCCUCCAGAGAUUCCCUGGGCCUUUGCCUAUGAAGGAAAUUGCUGGGCUGAAAGGAAUUGCUUCACAUGGCUGCUGAAGGAGUGACCAUUACGGUUCGCAUCAUUCGUUCAUUUGAGCACCGCAAUUUCAAAUUUUUGGUGUAUCAUGGAAUCGAUUUAGAACAAACUGUAAAGGAAUUUAUAGUAUUUCUAAAGCAAGAUAUUCCUUUGAGGACCAACCUGCCACCACCAUUCAGAAAUUACAAAUAUGAUAAACUAAAGAUUAUGCAUCAAGCACAUAAAUCAAAGACAAAUGAGCUGGUGCUGAAUUUGGAGGAUGAUGACCAACUUCUGCUCAGAGAAGGCAGUACUCUGAGAGAGGCAGGCAUCGCCAAUGAAACUGAAAUUGCAUUCUUCUGUGAAGAAGAUUAUAGGAAGUACAAAGUUAAUCCCAUCUUAUCCUGGUGAAAGGUGUCUCUGGGGCUUCCUUUUGCAUACCUAUGCUAAGCUCUUUAUACCUGAAUUGACAAAUAAAUCUGAACACAUUAA
Dipodomys spectabilis (banner-tailed kangaroo rat) is the source of this 911-nucleotide messenger RNA. It is a transcript of the gene CUNH2orf76, whose product is annotated as chromosome unknown C2orf76 homolog. Lineage: Eukaryota; Metazoa; Chordata; Mammalia; Rodentia; Heteromyidae. Bases 450 to 830 code for a protein of 126 amino acids. The transcript has 7 exons. The record is from RefSeq and is a predicted model, not a curated record.